CGCUGGUGGGAGGCUCGGGCGGGCGCCAGUGCCCGCGUAGGUCCUGCUCACCCCGCAGCCACCACCCGCCCGGUGACCAUGAUAGUGUUUGUCAGGUUCAACUCCAGCUAUGGCUUCCCAGUGGAGGUCGAUUCUGACACCAGCAUCUUCCAGCUCAAGGAAGUUGUUGCUAAGCGACAGGGGGUUCCAGCUGACCAGCUGCGUGUGAUUUUUGCUGGGAAGGAGCUUCUGAAUCACCUGACGGUGCAGAGCUGUGACCUGGAACAACAGAGUAUCGUUCACAUAGUACAGAGACCACAGAGGAAGAGUCAUGAAACAAAUGCAUCUGGAGGGGAUAAACCCCCGAGCACCUUAGAGGGCUUCGUAUGGGGGCCCAGGAGCUUGACGCGAGUGGACCUCAGCAGCCAUGUCCUGCCAGCAGACUCUGUGGGGCUGGCGGUCAUUCUGGACACAGACAGCAAGAGUGAUUCAGAAGCAGCCAGAGGUCUGGCAGUUAAACCCACCUACAACAGCUUUUUUGUCUACUGCAAAGGUCCCUGCCACAAGGUCCAGCCUGGAAAGCUCCGAGUUCAGUGCGGCACCUGCAGACAAGCAACCCUCACCUUGGCCCAGGGUCCAUCUUGCUGGGACGAUGUCUUAAUUCCAAACCGGAUGAGUGGUGAGUGCCAGUCUCCAGACUGCCGUGGAACCAGAGCUGAAUUUUUCUUUAAAUGUGGAGCACACCCAACCUCAGACAAGGACACAUCAGUCGCUUUGAACCUGAUCACCAGCAACAAGCGCAGCGUCCCCUGCAUAGCAUGCACAGAUGUCAGGAGCCCUGUCCUGGUCUUCCAGUGUAACCACCGUCAUGUGAUCUGUUUGGACUGCUUCCACUUAUACUGUGUCACAAGACUCAAUGAUCGGCAAUUUGUCCAUGAUGCUCAGCUUGGCUACUCCCUGCCGUGUGUGGCUGGCUGUCCCAACUCCCUGAUUAAAGAGCUCCAUCACUUCAGGAUCCUUGGAGAAGAGCAGUACAAUAGGUACCAGCAGUAUGGUGCCGAGGAAUGCGUGCUGCAGAUGGGGGGUGUGUUAUGCCCCCGACCUGGCUGCGGAGCUGGGCUACUGCCUGAACAGGGCCAGAGGAAAGUCUCCUGUGAAGGGGGCAACAGCCUGGGCUGCGGGCUUGUUUUCUGCCGGGACUGCAAGGAAGCAUACCAUGAAGGUGAAUGUGACUCACUGUUCGAAGCCUCAGGGGCGACUUCUCAGGCCUACCGGGUGGAUGAAAGAGCCGCCGAGCAAGCUCGUUGGGAGGAAGCAUCCAAGGAAACCAUCAAGAAAACCACCAAGCCUUGUCCUCGCUGUAAUGUGCCAAUUGAAAAAAAUGGAGGAUGUAUGCACAUGAAGUGUCCGCAGCCCCAGUGCAAGCUGGAGUGGUGUUGGAACUGCGGCUGUGAGUGGAACCGAGCCUGCAUGGGUGAUCACUGGUUUGACGUGUAGAGAGGGAUGUCACUUGGCCCCGGAUGCACGACCUCAUUCAUGGGAAACACCAAAGACUCCUGUCUUUAUUAGCCAUUUCUUCUUCUCGAUGCAUAUAAGCACAUACACACACACGCACAAACACGGGCUGCAGAUCACAGAAGCAGCCCCUAGGUCCUUUCCAGGGCACCCACAGAAAACCACAGCACCAGCUGCCGCCAGCAGGAGGCGCUCUCAACCUCUGGCUCAUGCAACUAUCGGAGCGGAGAUGAGAGUGAGUGCACCCUUGUUUUGGAUUCUCAUCCCAGCGAGAAUUUGAGUCACGUGGUCAUGAGUUUUCCGGGCUUCCUUUUGCCUUCCGCUUCACUAAAUCCAUGUAGAAACCAUGGGUGAAGUGGGAAGUAUUUUUUAGGGCUGUUGCCACGCCCUGGGUAAGUUACAUUUCUGUGUAUUCUCAGAAGCACACUUGAGAUCUGAAGGACGCUGUCCUUACGUAGCAAUCAUCUAUUCCCAGAGGGCCCUCGGCAACAGCCAAAAAUAUUUGUUUAUCCCCCAAAUCCUAUCCUUAUAAAUGGUGCUGAUGAGAUUACAGCCUCACUGUAUACUAAUCAGCUUAUCAACCAAGUGGGAGCCUUGGAAAGCUAAUUGGAACACAGACUUUAAAUUACAGAGAGGACACGGAAGCCAAACCUACUUCCGUUCAUUUAAUUGUCUGCGAUUUUAGAAAGAAACGUUUUUUCCCUGAAAAUAUUACAAAGACUGUAAUUUUGUUUGGAGUAUUCCUAUUGCAGACUGGAAGUUUAACUUGUGCAUUAAGCUUCACUGUGAAUCUAACAGAGAAAGUGCCUAUAAAGGGGACAUUUUUAGAGACAAUCCCAUGAUGCUGUUCCAAAGCUAACAACAGGGUCAAGAAACAGAAUGUUUAUAGAAGGAGCAUCUCUCGAACAUCUAAAUGAGAGCAUGCCUGACCCCUCCACCAGAAGUGGGGACACCCCUGCAUAUCUGCUCCCUCCCCAACUGUUAAGCCCCAGGGAGCCCCAGGCACCCAGUGGUCCUACAGACAGGGCCCCUGUGCACAGGACAAAACACACACACUGGGAUAGCCUUCAGAUCAAUCACACUCGAAUGUUAAUCUUUCAAGGUUUUCUUUUCUUUUUCCUGUUUUUUAAUUUGUUUUGCUUUUGCAUUUUGGGGGUGGGGGAGGCACCAGACCUGAGUCCUAGAGCUAAAAAUCAUAUAGAAAUGAUACUAUUGGUAUCCUGUGGUAUGAGGAAACGCCAGCUGGCCUAAGUCCACACUUCCGGCCCAGUGGCCCAAGACUCCACCCAGCCAGGUCCUGAAUGAGUGUCAUACAUGGACCCAAAAUGAAAACAAAUGAAAACAACCACCUGCCAUGCAGCACUCGGGAAUCUGAUGUCACUCUUCGCUAUUCCUUUUGCACUGUUGCUCUUGCCUCUGCCUCCUUCCACGCCCAUGUGAUGCAUGUGAUACAAUGGCAUUGGGAAGCCAGCACAAUGUUCACUGUUCUGCUCUGGGUAAAGGGACUGCCUGAAGCUCUGUGGUUCUCCAGUAUGGUCCCUUCCCCUUUCUAGCGGUUGCCUAUGUUUUCUUCAGAAUACAAUAGUGAUUCUUAAAAUAACCCAAAGGGAAGGCAUUCACAGUGUGUGAGCGUGAAUCACAGCCUGCAUUGUGUGAGUCUGAAUAGUGGGGUAGAAAGUGGAUGUCGGAAGUCUGGAAAUCAAACUUCUGCAAAGCAAUCUUUCUCUUGCUGUGAAAUGUGUUAAGAAAUACCCGAAGUCUGUGUCUGUGAUGGUACCCAGACUGUCAAUCAGUAAAGACCCAGACUGUCAAUAAAAGACUCAAAGGAGUGUUUGAGCCUA
Grammomys surdaster is the source of this 3335-nucleotide messenger RNA. It is a transcript of the gene Prkn, whose product is annotated as parkin RBR E3 ubiquitin protein ligase. Gene Ontology annotation, cellular component: cytoplasm; endoplasmic reticulum; Golgi apparatus. The record is from RefSeq and is a predicted model, not a curated record. The transcript has 12 exons. The coding region runs from base 79 to 1476 and encodes 465 amino acids. Lineage: Eukaryota; Metazoa; Chordata; Mammalia; Rodentia; Muridae. Gene Ontology annotation, biological process: regulation of apoptotic process; positive regulation of proteasomal ubiquitin-dependent protein catabolic process; regulation of mitochondrion organization. Gene Ontology annotation, molecular function: ubiquitin conjugating enzyme binding; zinc ion binding; polyubiquitin modification-dependent protein binding.